Messenger RNA from Diaporthe citri, 960 nucleotides. RefSeq lists its product as uncharacterized. The coding region runs from base 1 to 960 and encodes 319 amino acids. The record is from RefSeq and is a predicted model, not a curated record. The transcript has 2 exons. NCBI's taxonomy places the organism in Eukaryota, Fungi, Ascomycota, Sordariomycetes, Diaporthales, Diaporthaceae.
AUGGGUUGGCUCGACUCUCUGUGGGGGAGAAGGAGUGACGAUCCGUUGCAAGACUUUGACCCCAAAGUCCGCGAGUUCCUGCGCAAGGAAUCGCUCGUCAAGUACGACGGCAGCAAGCCCAAGCAGGAUGGACAAGCCCAGCAACCGGCAGCGGCAGAAUCGGGUGCGGCAACUUCGCCCAGCGACCAGACAGCAAGAAGCGAAACCGUGUCCAGCUCAGUACCGAAAGAAUCGCUGUACCAGGACGGUCGCUAUGCGCACCUGUGGAAGACGUACAAGCCGAUCGGCGAGGUCGAGAGCGAGACCAAGUCAGACCACGAGAAGCUGCAGGAUGUGCUAGAUUCGUUCAAGAGCCGGAAGGCAGCGAUAGGGCAGGCAGCCCUCGAGAAUUGCUCCGAGGAACAGCUCGACUGGAACAACUGCAUGAAGAGCGGGUCAUUGAAGGCGCGCAUGACCAUGUGCAGGGACGAAGUUCGGAAGUUUGAGAGGUGCUAUAACAUGCAGUCGAGGCUUCUCAAAGCCCUCGGCUAUAUAAAUGCCAUUGACCGCUCGCCUGAGAUGGACGAGAGGAUACAAAUGCACGCCGAUAAGCUGUAUCACCAGAUGCUCGAGCAAGAGGCUGCCAUCGAGAAGGCGAAGGCGGAAGGCCUGCCCGAGCCCAAAUUCGAGCCUUUUGUGCCAAAGAUCGGCGAUGACCGCAUCGCAAAUAUGAGCGAGGAGGCGAAAAAGAGGUAUCAAGACGCCCUGGCAAAAGUGGACGAGAAGGAACGCGACGCCGAGGCGGCUGCCAUACAAGCCGAGCUGAGGUCAAAGGAGGCCAUGGUAGGCAAGGUGAAGGAGUUGUGGAAGGAGCAGGAGGCCGAGAGGCAAGCCCGCAAGACGAGGGGCGAAGAAACGUUCAAGGACAAGGUGGCGGCAAUAUUGGGCACUCCUAACUCGACGUCAGACAAGAAGAACUGA